AUUUCGAACACCGAAAAAAGCGGUCAAAAGAUCGACGAAAAAUCUCUAAAUACUUGCUUACUGGCUUCCACUGCUUUCACUUUCACUUUCACACACUCGCUGCUUCUCUAUCUGUUGGUGGAGCUCUCUCUCUCAGAUCCGGUUUGAUUAUACUCAAUGCUUGAGGGGGGUUUUGAUUUGGUGUGUUGAAAAAUGUAAAUAGAAGUAAUAUUGAUGUUUGGAGUUACUGAGUAAUUUGACCAGGAAAUGAUUUCAAUUGGGUGUUAAGAACAAGUUUCUUAUGUAUUGUCGAAUGUUUGUUAUUUACAUCUUAAGAUAAUAUAAAAUUCGGAAAAAAAUAAAUGGAAGAAAUACAUUCCCAAUCUGAUAAUUAUAGGUCAUCAUCUUCAUCAGCCAGCAGUCCAGCCAGUAGGGUACCCUCAAGUAAUUUUUUCUAUUUGCGAAAGCCUGGAUCACUAAGACAACCUAUCUCAUUUGAGGACUCACCUGACUGGGAGGAUACGGAUAUUGAUGUUAGGGUUGAAGAAGGAGGUGACUCUAUUAAUGCUGCAACCACUCCGGCCUCCCCGUCUCUCUCAAAGCUCAAUAGUGGGUCGUUACCAUCCCCACCACUACCAGAGGGUGUGGUCGUUGCAAGAAAAAUUGCAGGGGCUUCAGUCGUGUGGAAAGACUUAACCAUUACAAUAAAGGGGAAAAGGAAAUACUCUGACAAGGUUGUGAAGAGUUCAAAUGGGUAUGCUUUACCGGGGACAAUGACAGCAAUCAUGGGUCCUGCCAAAUCGGGGAAAUCGACACUAUUGAGAGCUCUUGCAGGAAGGUUGCAUAAUUCAGCCAAGAUGUAUGGUGAGGUAUUUGUAAAUGGGGCAAAAUCACACUUGCCACAUGGAUCCUUUGGUUUUGUUGAGAGGGAAACCACCCUAAUUGGAUCCCUUACCGUGCGUGAGUUCCUUUACUACUCGGCUCUGCUUCAACUUCCUGGUUUCUUCUGUCAGAAAAGGAGUGUGGUAGAGGAUGCCAUCCUUGCUAUGUCAUUGGGUGAUUAUGCAAACAAACUCAUAGGCGGCCACUGUUACAUGAAGGGUCUUCCUAAUGGUGAGAGAAGGCGUGUCAGUAUUGCCAGGGAGCUUGUUAUGAGACCGCAUAUCCUAUUUAUAGAUGAGCCUCUUUAUCAUCUUGACAGUGUCUCUGCACUUCUGAUGAUGGUUACAUUGAAGAAGCUUGCAAGCUCAGGUUGCACUCUUAUAUUUACUAUUUACCAAAGCAACACAGAAGUAUUUGGGCUAUUUGACCGAAUUUGUCUGCUUUCAAAUGGAAACACGCUGUUUUUUGGAGAGACGUUGGCUUGUUUGCAGCAUUUUUCAAAUGCUGGAUUUCCUUGCCCUAUCAUGCAGAGUCCUUCUGAUCACUUUUUACGUGCAAUAAAUACGGACUUCGACAGGAUCAUUGCAAUGUGCAAAAAUUUGGAUGACAAUGGAGAUUUUUCAUCAGUGAAUAUGGACACCGCUGUUGCAAUACGCACCCUUGAAACAACAUACAAAUCAUCACCUGAUGCUGCUGCAGUUGAGACGAUGAUACUAAGACUCACUGAAAAGGAAGGUCCAUCUCUCAAAACCAAGGGAAAAGCAAGCAAUGCUACAAGGAUUGCAGUUUUGACCUGGAGGUCAUUAUUGAUUAUGUCAAGGGAGUGGAAAUACUACUGGCUUCGGCUGAUUCUCUGUGUGUUUCUAACACUCUGUGUUGGUACAGUUUUUUCUGGGUUAGGUCAUUCCUUGUCAUCUGUUGUGACUAGGGUUGCUGCAAUAUUUGUGUUUGUAUCAUUUACUUCACUUCUAAGCAUCGCUGGAGUACCUGCUCAAAUGAAAGAAAUCAAGAUAUAUGCAUGUGAAGAAUCAAACCAUCAUUCUGGAGCAUUAGUUUUCUUACUUGGGCAACUCCUCUCCAGUAUUCCUUUCUUGUUCCUCAUCUCCAUUUCAUCAAGUCUAGUCUUCUAUUUCCUCAUAGGGCUUCGAGACGAAUUCAGCUUGUUGAUGUACUUUGUGCUGAAUUUCUUCAUGUGCCUCUUGGUAAACGAAGGACUAGUACUUGUAGUUGCUUCCAUUUGGCAAGAUAUUUUCUGGAGCAUCUUGACACUGGUGUCCAUACAUGUGGUUAUGAUGCUUUCCGCUGGUUAUUUCAGAAUUCGAAAUGCUUUGCCUGGACCAGUAUGGAUGUAUCCGGUAUCCUAUAUUGCUUUCCAUACUUACUGUAUCCAGGGGCUAUUGGAGAAUGAGUACGAUGAGACUUCCUUUGCAGUUGGGCAGGUGAGGACCAUAUCCGGUUACCAGGCUCUUCGAAGUGCAUAUGAAAUCUCUCCGGACAGUAAUUCUAAGUGGGAAAAUUUGCUGGUGCUAUUUCUUAUGGCAGUUGGGUACCGCAUUCUUGUGUUUGUUUUGCUACAAUUUUGUGUCAGAAAAAACUUACCUUCAUGUAGGUUUUUCGAGUGUAAUCGGGAUCAAAACAACCCAUGAUGAAUGAAAGUGUUGCCAGCCGUGUUUGGCUUUUAGAUUGUACUGCUGUUGUUUGUGUUCUUUCGUGCAAUGUAGAUAGAAACCCGUGAUGGAAUAUAUAUAAAAUUGUUUGUGCUCAAUUCUCCCAUUA
Cornus florida is the source of this 2637-nucleotide messenger RNA. Its product is annotated as ABC transporter G family member 3. Bases 342 to 2507 code for a protein of 721 amino acids. Gene Ontology annotation, cellular component: membrane. The transcript has 12 exons. The record is from RefSeq and is a predicted model, not a curated record. Lineage: Eukaryota; Viridiplantae; Streptophyta; Magnoliopsida; Cornales; Cornaceae. Gene Ontology annotation, molecular function: ATP hydrolysis activity; ATP binding; ABC-type transporter activity.